Dioscorea cayenensis subsp. rotundata (Guinea yam) is the source of this 3304-nucleotide messenger RNA. RefSeq names its product glutamate receptor 3.4-like. Bases 505 to 3288 code for a protein of 927 amino acids. The record is from RefSeq and is a predicted model, not a curated record. The transcript is spliced from 7 exons. NCBI's taxonomy places the organism in Eukaryota, Viridiplantae, Streptophyta, Magnoliopsida, Dioscoreales, Dioscoreaceae. Gene Ontology annotation, cellular component: plasma membrane. Gene Ontology annotation, molecular function: glutamate-gated receptor activity.
AUCAAAACCAAUGUUUAAUCUAUCAAAGUAUGAGUUUUGGAAUAGUUCUUUGCUUUAUUUUCAAGUACCUGUGUAUGAGAAUGAGAUUCUUUGACUAGUGAGGAAAGACAAGGCAUUCCCCACUUCUCUUCUUAUCAGCACAUGGCCUAUGAGUCUCUCUGCCUCCUCACUCACAACUUGCAGCAGCUGUUUCCUUCUCCAUAUCUCCAUUGGAUGCUGCAAUCCUUGUAUUAUUUUGCUGACAUCAAGAGCUCAUAUCCAAUCUGCAGUUUUUCAUCAUCUUGUGCCUCAAACUGAAGCUUGAAAGUUUCCCAAGUUUGUAGCUUCUAUCUUUGUUCUUGAAGUCUUCAGUACUUGCUCUUGUUCUUGAUAUCUCCUGCAACACAAGAUUAGCUUAGGGGACUUUGUUUUUGAGCUAAAAAAAAAUCCAAUUUUGAUGUUGCUUUAACCACAGAAAGCAAAAGCUUGGUAAAAGUUUGAUUUUUUAGAACCAGAGUUGUUUUAAUGGGGUCAGUGCCUGUCCUGGCGUUGUGCUUCUUGUUUAUUCUCAUUGGAGCAAAGGCUGGGAACCAGAAUGGCACUAUAGGUUUUUCCAGGCCAAAAGCCUUGAGUCUAGGGGCUCUUUUCACUUUGAAUUCAACCAUUGGGAAGGCUGCCAAGUUUGCUAUUGAGCUUGCUGUUGGUGAUGUGAAUAACGAUCCAAGUGUUCUCCCUGGGACACGGCUGAAUGUGAUCAUACAGGACACAAAUUGCAGUGGAUUUCUUGGAAUCAUAGAAGCCUUUCAGAUUAUGGAGAAAGAUGUAGUCGCAGUAGUAGGUCCUCAAUCCUCUAUGCUAGCUCAUGUGAUUUCUAACAUCGUUAAUGAACUUCAUGUGCCACUCCUUUCGUUCGCUGCCACCGAUCCGACUCUUGAUUCAUUGCAGUAUUCUUAUUUCAUUCGGACAAUUCACAGUGACUAUUACCAGAUGAAUGCUAUAGCUGACGUGAUUCAAUUCUAUGAAUGGAGAGAGGUCAUUGCUAUUUUUGUUGAUGAUGAUUAUGGGAGAAGUGGUAUAACUGCAUUAGGUGAUGCUCUUGCAAAGAAACGCACGAAGAUCUCAUACAAGGCAGCUAUUCCUCCCAAUGCCGACAGGACAACAAUCAACGAUGUUUUAGUACAAGUGAACCUAAUGGAGUCAAGGGUUUAUGUCGUGCAUGUAAACCCUGACUCUGGUAUGACAGUUUUUUCGAUUGCCAAACGUCUAGGGAUGAUGACUAGUGGCUAUGUAUGGAUAGCAACAGAUUGGCUUGCUUCUGUUUUGGAUUCUUCAGAGAAUCCUAGUCCUAACACAAUGAAUCUUAUUCAAGGGGCACUUACUCUUCGGCAUUACACUCCUAAUACUGUUCUCAAGCGAAGGUUCGUGUCAAGAUGGCGUGAUUUACUUCGAAAAGGAAAAACUACGUCGAGUUUAAAUGCUUAUGGGCUUUAUGCAUAUGAUACAAUAUGGAUGGCUGCGUAUGCAAUUGAUCGGUUAUUGAAUGAAGGAGCAAAUCUUUCUUUCUCGGGUGAUCCCUCAUUCCAUGAUACAAAUGGAAGUCACCUGCAUUUAUCAUCACUUCGCACCUUUGACAGUGGAAACAAGUUACUCGAGCAAUUGCUGUCCUCAAAUUUUACAGGUCUAACUGGUCAACUGCAAUUCGAUUCAGACAAGCACUUGAUUCAUCCAGCAUAUGAAAUUCUGAAUAUCGGUGGAACGGGUACCCGGAGAAUUGGGUACUGGUCUAACUAUUCUAGUCUUUCUGUAGUGACUCCUGAAGCUUUGUAUGGAAAGCCUCUAAAUACCUCAUCAACUAGAAAACAGCUUUAUGAUGUUAUUUGGCCUGGUGAAACUACAACAAAACCCCGGGGAUGGGUCUUUCCUAACAAUGGAAAGCCUUUGAGGAUUGGGGUCCCUUACCGGGCGAGCUAUACGGAUUUUGUUACAAAGGAUAAUGGCCCUGACAAUGUUAAGGGCUAUUGCAUCGAUGUUUUUAUUGCUGCGCUUAAGUUGGUACCUUAUCCAGUUCCACACACUUUCAUUCUAUUUGGAAAUGGUUCUGCUAAUCCCAGUUACAAUGAACUCGUACAGAAGGUGGCUGAUAAUACAUUUGAUGCAGCUGUAGGAGAUAUUUCAAUUGUCACAAACAGAACAAGAAUUGUCGAUUUUACUCAACCUUACACUGAAUCAGGCCUUGUUAUAGUUGCUACAGUCAAAGAGCUGAGUACAAGUCCUUGGGCGUUCCUUAAACCAUUCACAUUUCAGAUGUGGUGUGUUACUGGGGCUUUCUUUCUUUUCAUUGGAUUAGUUGUUUGGAUUCUUGAACAUCGUACAAAUGAUGAGUUUCGUGGACCUCCAAGACAACAAAUUGUGACAAUAUUCUGGUUUAGUUUCUCAACAAUGUUUUUUGCGCACAGAGAAAACACUGUGAGCACUCUUGGACGGGUUGUGUUGAUCAUAUGGCUUUUCGUCGUGAUGAUUAUUAAUUCAAGUUACACUGCAAGCUUGACAUCAAUCCUCACAGUUCAGCAACUCUCAUCAAAGAUCGAAGGCCUUGAUAGCUUGAUCUCAAGCUCUGAUCCAAUCGGAUACCAAGUUGGCUCCUUUGCAAAGAAUUAUUUGAUGGAAGAGCUUAACAUAGCUGAGUCCAGAUUGGUGGUACUGAAACGACCUGAAGACUAUGCCCGAGCUCUCGAUCUUGGACCGAAAGCAGAGGGAGGUGUUGCUGCCAUUGUCGAUGAGCUUCCUUACGUCGAACUCUUUCUGUCAAGUUACUGCAGGUUUAAGACAGUUGGUCAGGAAUUCACCAAAAGUGGAUGGGGAUUUGCAUUUCAGAGAGACUCUCCUCUUGCAGUGGACUUAUCAACUGCCAUCCUAGAACUUUCGGAAAAUGGCGAUCUACAAAAGAUACACGAUGAGUGGUUGACGACAAAUGAUUGUUCGUCGCCAGACGAUGUGAUUGAAUCAAACAGACUUAGUCUAAAGAGCUUCUGGGGGCUGUUCUUGAUAUGCGGCAUUGCCUGUGUUGGUGCAGUAAUUAUGUUCUUCAUCAAACUUUGUUUACAAUCCAUUAAGUAUCCUGGCGAGGAAAUUGAGUCAGGAUCAAUUGAGUCAACUCCGAGUGAAAGACGGCCAUCACGCUUGCCUAGCAUCCAGAGUUUACUGACAGUGUUUGAUAAGAGGGAAACAAUUGUGAAGGAAGCCAUCAAGAAGACAAAAAGUGAUAAACGACUGCAGAACUGUCAAAGCUCAGAUUUUUCUUCUGAUUAACGUUCCACUUCGUUCU